CUGCAUUCUGGGAAGGCGGCCGCUCGGUCCGCCGCGCAGCCUCCUGGGAGUUGUAGUCGCAAUCCUAGGCAACUGGUGGGUGUCCCGGGCGCGCGGAAGGCUGGUUUCCUGGGGGAACCUUCUGAGGGCCAGUGGUCUUCUUUUGACAGUUGUGUGGCCCUUCCGUCCAGCCGGGCUUCUGAUUCCGCCUUGCUUGUUUAUGACGAUCCCUCGAUCCCUACUAACCAGGACGUGAGAACCCUAAGCUAAUACAGAAGAAGUCGCCUUGUUUACAUCAUGGAUAACACAAAGGAAAAGAAUAAUUACAAAGAUGAUCUUCUGCUAAGGAUGGGACUAAAUGAUAAUAAAGCAGGGAUGGAAGGACUGGAUAAAGAGAAAAUUAACAAAAUUAUAAUGGAUGCCACAAAGGGGUCCAGAUUUUAUGGAAAUGAGCUCAAGAAGGAAAAGCAAGUCAAUCAACGGAUUGCCAAUAUGAUGCAACAAAAAGCUCAGAUUACCAACCAGCAACUAAGGAAAGCACAGUUAGAGGUUGACCGAUUUGCAAUGGAAUUGGAACGGAACCGGAAUUUGAACAAUACCAUAGUUCAUGUUGACAUGGAUGCUUUCUAUGCAGCUGUGGAAAUGAGAGACAAUCCGGAACUGAAGGAUAAACCCAUUGCUGUAGGAUCAAUGAGUAUGUUGGCUACUUCAAAUUACCAUGCAAGGAGGUUUGGUGUUCGUGCAGCCUUGCCAGGGUUUAUUGCUAAGAGACUCUGCCCACAACUUAUUAUAGUGCCCCCAAACUUUGACAAAUACCGAGCUGUGAGUAAGGAGGUGAAGGAGAUUCUUGCUGAAUAUGAUCCCAACUUUAUGGCCGUGAGUCUGGAUGAAGCCUACUUGAAUAUAACACAGCACUUAGAGGAAAGGCAAGAUUGGCCUGAGGACAAAAGAAGAUAUUUCAGCAAAACAGGAAAUUCUGUAAAAAUUGACUCGGGUGAACCAGGUGAGGAAGCUGACAGACUGAAGGAGGAUGAAGGGUCCAUCUCCCCGCUGCUGUUUGAAGACAGUCCUCCUGAUUUGCAACCCGAAGGAAAUCCUUCCCAGCUGAACUCUGAAGAACAAAGCAAUCUUCAAAUACUCCAAAAUUCAGUUGUUUUUGGAACAUCAGCUGAGGAAGUGGUAAAGGAAAUUCGCUUCAGAAUUGAACAGAAAACAACACUGACAGCCAGCGCAGGUAUUGCCCCCAACACAAUGCUAGCGAAAGUGUGCAGUGAUAAAAAUAAGCCAAAUGGACAAUACCAAAUUCUCCCCAGCAGAAAAGCAGUGAUGGACUUCAUCAAGGACCUGCCCAUUAGGAAGGUUUCUGGAAUAGGAAAAGUGACAGAGAAAAUGUUAAUGGCCCUGGGAAUUGUUACUUGCACGGAACUCUACCAGCAGAGAGCAUUGCUUUCUCUCCUUUUCUCCGAGACAUCCUGGCAUUAUUUCCUUCACAUCGCCCUGGGUCUAGGGUCAACAGACCUGGCAAGAGAUGGAGAAAGAAAAAGCAUGAGCGUUGAAAGGACGUUCAGUGAGAUCUUUAAAACAGAAGAACAGUACAGCUUAUGCCAAGAGCUGUGCACUGAGCUCGCUCGUGAUCUCCAGAAGGAAGGACUGAAGGGGAGAACUGUUACCGUUAAGCUGAAGAACGUGAAUUUUGAAGUAAAAACUCGCGCGUCUACAGUUCAAUCCACCCUUUCUACUGCAGAAGAAAUAUUUGCCGUUGCUAAGGAACUGCUAAGGACAGAAAUUAACGCGGCUUCUCCACAUCCCCUGAGGUUAAGGUUGAUGGGUGUGCGGAUGUCGACUUUUUCCACUGAAGAUGACAAGAAGCACCAACAAAGGAGCAUCAUUGGCUUCUUACAAGCUGGACACCAGGCUUUGUCAUCUCCUGGGUGUGUUCUAGACAAAACCGACAAAACUGAGUUUGUAAAGCCUUUGGAAAUGCCUCAUAAGAAGAGUUUUUUUGAUAAAAAGCGAUCAGAAAGGAUCUUGAGCCAUCAAGAUGCACCCAGCUGUGAAAUUGUGGAUCAGCAAGCUGUACAGACCUCACAACCAUUCCAGGCUUUAAAGAAGACGAGUGAGAGUUUGGAAACAUCAAAGAAUUCCAAUAACUGUCAGACAUUUACGUGUCCAGUUUGCUUUAGGGAGCAAGAAGGUAUCAGUCUGGAAGCCUUUAACGAACAUGUAGAUGCGUGUCUGGAUGAGCCAUCGACCAGUGAGAACUCUGAUUCCCGUGCUUCCUCGGCAGCUAUUGGUCAGAAGGAAGAUGCACACCAUUCUAUUCCACUGUGUGAGAAGCGGGAUGAUGAAGAUGCCGAGAUCACUUCAGCGGAUGGUGUCGAUCUGGCAGAAACUGAAGACAACUCAUUGAAAGCCACAAGUAUGGACACUUUAGGGAAUAAUCACAGCAGAGCGGAAUGUUCUGAUAUUCCAAACCAGUCUUGUCCUGUUUCAUUGGCGAAUGAAACUGUCAGAAUAUUAAGUAGGCAAGAGUCCAUCCAGCCCUGUACAGAUGAGGUGGUAACAGGACGAGCUCUAGUUUGUCCUGUUUGUAACCUAGAACAGAAGACUUCCGAUCUUACCCUCUUCAAUGUGCACGUGGAUAUUUGCUUAAAUAAAGGCAUUAUCCAAGAAUUGAAAAACAAUGAAGUUAAUUCAGCUAACCAACCCAAAGGGAGCUCAGGAAGAACUGACAGACUUCAGAAGGCAGCAAGAAGGACAAAAAGGCCAGGACUGAGGACAGAGAGUUCCACGUCGAGGAAAACAAAAGCCCAAAGUUCCAGACACACCCUUGAUAUAUUUUUCAAAUGAACUUUGAACAUUUUUAUUGAAAUUUUAGUUUUAUAGUCAAUGUAUUUGUUCCUCCUCGUUUUAAAUUUAUUAUUUAGGGAAGACAAGUACAAUAAUACCUCCCCACAUGGCCUUUUUAAAGAAUGUAGACUAUAUAUUAACUUAUUUCUUUAUAUUUUCUUUAAUUAACCAUAAGAAUCUCAUUCCCAGUAUAUAUCAGUUGGAAAUCAGUCUUGUUAGAGAUAACUUUAAAACAAGAGUAGAAGGGGCAGUCAGAAGAUGACAUGCUAUUUUAUGAUGAAUAUAAAAUACUUAUUAGGACUCUGAGUCAUGUGCUCUUGUUUCUGCACGGGCGUCUUAGUGCCUAGCCACCGGGUUGCCACUGGAUGCUGCUGGACUUGCUCUCGUGUCUGUAAGUGUUCUGUGAGCAUUUGUAGUUAGAUUUACCCAUGAGGUCUGUGAAGAACAUUAGUUUAGCAGAGAUAGCAUGGGUACCUGCAGGAAAAUAAUGCACAGUAUUAUCUGUGUUUGAAGGACUUGUCCAAACUACUGUUAAUCGUUUUCCCUUACUCACAAUUUCUUUAUCUUAUAAAUAAGCACUUGGUUCAUGUAAAGAAAUACUUAGUUUAUAACUCAAAAUUGUUUUUUUAACUCAGUACUUUAAACGGCAGUAUUUCAUUUCUUGGUAAUUAUGUUUGGCUCCCUACAAAUCUGUAGUAAACAAGAUGAGUUGUGACAUCACUUGAUUUUCUUCCUCCUCGUUAAGAGAAAAUGUGCAGCUCCGAAGAUGAAUGCCUGGUGAAGCUCUGCCCUUCUCUCAGCUAAUGUCUGCGCGUCUCUGUUGCUAUUUGUGAAGGAAGAAAGAUUCGCAGCAGUUGAAGAGUUGUACCGAGCUUGGCGCUACCCACACACUCUUAUCAAAAAGCCCUUUUUGCCACCACGCUUUAAGAACUGAAUCUUGUACACGCCUUUAAUCCCAGCAUUCAGAAGGAAGAGGCAGGUGGAUCUCUGAGUUCAAGGCCAGCCAGGUUUACAGAGAGAAUUCUAGGACAGCCGGAGCUACACAGAGAAACUGUGUCUCAGAAAACAAAAAAGGAGAAAGAGAACUGAAUCUUUUUUCUUAUGGUUUUGGUCUUUGAAUAUUUUAGUUCAUUUAGAGUAGACAGGGAAAUAUUUGAGGAAUAGCUAGCAUCCUUAGGGCUUUGCAAAGCCUUUGCCACAGUCACAACCUGACUUUUAAUUCCUGGCCUCGUUAAAGAUGGACUGAAAGCUUGCUGAUGUGCUAGUCCCCCACCUGUACACCAUGGACAGUCCCAAAGCUGUGGCGUUUCAGUUAUUGAUUGUGAUUUACUUAUGUAAAUUAUUUAUAAAAUUAAGUUCAGUGAAACUGAUUUAAUGUAUUGAAAAGUAGAUAUUACUGUAUUUAUUGUUUUUCCCCAUCUAAAUUUAUUUUUACUGUUUUCCACAUUAAAUAAUAAAUUAUUUUCAUUUAGAUGCCCCAUUUAAUUGAAUGCCAUAAUAUAUAACAUUUAAUAAUUUAAAAUAAAAUUUUAAAACCUU
Messenger RNA from Alexandromys fortis (reed vole), 4368 nucleotides. It is a transcript of the gene Polk, whose product is annotated as DNA polymerase kappa. Gene Ontology annotation, cellular component: nucleus. The record is from RefSeq and is a predicted model, not a curated record. The coding region runs from base 277 to 2829 and encodes 850 amino acids. The transcript has 15 exons. NCBI's taxonomy places the organism in Eukaryota, Metazoa, Chordata, Mammalia, Rodentia, Cricetidae. Gene Ontology annotation, molecular function: damaged DNA binding; DNA-directed DNA polymerase activity. Gene Ontology annotation, biological process: error-prone translesion synthesis.